Messenger RNA from Sorex fumeus (smoky shrew), 3684 nucleotides. It is a transcript of the gene SLC22A23, whose product is annotated as solute carrier family 22 member 23. The transcript is spliced from 11 exons. The record is from RefSeq and is a predicted model, not a curated record. Gene Ontology annotation, biological process: transmembrane transport. Gene Ontology annotation, molecular function: transmembrane transporter activity. Gene Ontology annotation, cellular component: membrane. Bases 1 to 2013 code for a protein of 670 amino acids. NCBI's taxonomy places the organism in Eukaryota, Metazoa, Chordata, Mammalia, Eulipotyphla, Soricidae.
AUGGCCGUAGAGCGGCGGCGCGACGCGGCGGGCGGCGGGCCCGGGCACAGGCCGGCGGCCGGGGAGAACGGCGCGCUCCCGCCCGGGGACGCGGCGGCCGCGGGGGCGCCCGGCGGGGACAUCCAGCCCGCGCCGCCCCCCGGCUGCUGCGCGCCGCCCGCCGCCCCGAGCCUCCUGCUGCUGGACUACGACGGGUCGGUGCUGCCCUUCCUGGGGGGCCUGGGCGGCGGCUACCAGCGGACGCUCGUCCUGCUCACCUGGGUGCCGGCGCUCUUCAUCGGCCUCAGCCAGUUCUCGGACUCCUUCCUCCUGGACCAGCCCAACUUCUGGUGCCGCGGCGCCGGCAAGGGCGCCGAGCCCCCGGGGGUCGCCGGCGCGGCCAACUGGACCGGCCCGGCCACCACCCCCUUCGCCGCGGCCGCCUGGGGGCCCGCGGGCAACCGGAGCCGCGGCGGCUGGGACGGGCCCGAGACGCCGCCGCUGCCCUCGCCGCCCGACCAGGGGGACAACGCGUCCAACUGCGACUGCCACGCGUGGGACUACGGCAUCCGCACGGGCCUCGUGCAGAACGUGGUCAGCAAGUGGGACCUGGUGUGUGAGAACGCAUGGAAGGUCCACAUCGCCAAGUUCUCCCUGCUGGUGGGCUUGAUCUUCGGCUAUCUGGUCACCGGCUGCAUCGCCGACUGGGUGGGCCGGCGGCCCGUGCUGCUCUGCUCUGUCAUCUUCAUCCUGCUCUUCGGCCUGACCGUGGCGCUGUCCGUGAACGUGACCAUGUUCAGCACGCUCCGGUUCUUCGAGGGCUUCUGCCUGGCCGGGAUCAUUCUGACCCUGUACGCGCUGCGGAUCGAGCUGUGCCCGCCGGGAAAACGGUUCAUGAUCACCAUGGUGGCCAGCUUCGUGGCCAUGGCGGGCCAGUUCCUCAUGCCCGGGCUGGCCGCCCUGUGCCGGGACUGGCAGGUCCUGCAGGCGCUCAUCAUCUGCCCCUUCCUGUUCAUGCUGCUUUACUGGUCGAUCUUCCCCGAGUCCCUCCGCUGGCUGAUGGCGACCCAGCAGUUCGAGGCGGCCAAGAAGCAGAUCCUACACCUCACCCAGCGGAGCUGCCUGAGCCCCGAGAGCGACAUCAAAGGCAUCAUGCCUGAGCUGGAGAAGGAGCUCUCCCGACGGCCCAAGAAGGUGUGCAUCGUCAAGGUGGUGGGCACGCGAAACCUGUGGAAGAACAUCGUGGUCCUGUGUGUGAACUCGCUGACCGGCUACGGCAUCCACCACUGCUUCGCCCGGAGCAUGAUGGGCCACGAGGUGAAGGUGCCGCUGCUGGAGAACUUCUACGCAGACUACUACACGGUGGCCAGCAUCGCGCUGGCCUCCUGCCUGGCCAUGUGCGUGGUGGUCCGCUUCCUGGGCCGCCGGGGCGGGCUGCUGCUCUUCAUGAUCCUCACGGCGCUGGCCUCGCUGCUGCAGCUCGGGCUCCUCAACCUGAUCGGAAAGUACAGCCAGCACCCCGACUCAGAGUUGCAGCUGAAGUUGGCCGUAGGCAUGAGCGACAGCGUCAAGGACAAGUUCUCCAUCACCUUCUCCAUCGUGGGCAUGUUCGCCUCGCACGCCGUGGGCAGCCUCAGCGUGUUCUUCUGCGCCGAGAUCACGCCCACCGUCAUCAGGUGCGGCGGCCUGGGGCUGGUGCUGGCCAGCGCGGGCUUCGGCAUGCUGACGGCGCCCAUCAUCGAGCUGCACAACCAGAAGGGCUACUUCCUGCACCACGUGCUCUUCGCCUGCUGCACCCUCAUCUGCAUCAUCUGCAUCCUGCUGCUGCCCGAGAGCCGCGGCCAGGGCCUGCCCGAGAACCUCUCCAACGGCGAGCACUACACGCGCCAGCCGCUGCUGCCCCACCGCAAGGGCGAGCAGCCGCUGCUGCUCACCAACGCCGAGCUCAAGGACUACUCGGGCCUCCACGACGCGGCGGCCACGGGCGACGGGCUGCCCGACAGCGCCACGGCCAACGGCAUGCGCUCCAUGUAGCCGGCGCGCGGGGGGCGCGCGCGCUCCAGGGAGCCGGUGCGCGGGGGGCGCGCGCGGACGGCCGCCCGCCCGCCCCGGACUUUCUUUUCUGCCAUGAGAUGUUUGUAUUUAUUUUGGUCAUUUUUACAAGAAGCACUUUACACCCUCUCAUGAUCUCAGCAAGGGCGUCCACCCUCGGGAGAGGGGCGCGGCCGCGGGGGCCGUGCCGGGGGGCCGGGGGCCGCGCUCCCCAGCAGCCCCCGUCGGAAGAGCCCGCCUGCCGGGAGAUGAGUGCCAGUGCUGCCGUGGAAAGGACCAGAAGCUUCGCGCCCCGCCCCGCCCGCCCAGCCCCGCCUGGGGCCGCGGACCCUGCCCCUCGCCCAGCUCUACCUGUAAACACGCGGCCGCGGGGACCGGCGCGCCCCGCCCCCCCGGGGUCCCCCACACCUCGAGCACAUCACACAGACAUCACCAGCCUGCAGGACAGCCGGGCAACGUGGGGGCAGGGGGCGCGGCGCCCCCGCGGGCGAGUGUCACCGGGGUCCCCCCGGAACCAGAGACGGACAGAGCGAAGCAAUAACCCCCCAGCCCGCCCCCACCCGGCCCGCCGCGCCCCCUUCUUCUCGCUCGCCAGCUCGGGCUCCUCCACUGCCGGGAGUGCUCCGCCGGGAGUGCUCCUGCAGCCGCACCGCGGGGCCACGAGGACCCCCGCCGCCUGGGGCCUUUAUUUUCUUUUAUUUUUUUCUGGAGUUUCCCCGUCCCUGGCAGCGUCUGCGCGGGCCGUGCCCAGGGAAAUGUGCGUCCCUGGUCCGGGCAGCCGUGAGGACACGGAGGCGGGUCAGGGCUGAGCGCACCCCGGCCCCGACGCCUGCUUGCGCCGUGCGCCCACCUUCGCGUGCCAAACCAGAAACCUUUUGCCUUUUCUCAAAUACUUGCUACAGAGCCACCGGGGCGCGGGGGGCGCGGCGGCCCAGGCGGGGUGCCCGGGUCCCCCCAGGACUGGCUCGCUCCGCCUCGCAUCCUUCCCCAGGGCCUCCGUCCACCUUAAGUGACCCACUAAGAAGCGUCCUGACCGGGCCAGCGCCGGGCCGGGGCGGGGGCUGGGCACCCGGGGCUCUGGACGCACCCUGCUCGCUCCCACCCGGCAGUCACUUCUCAGGCUGCGCCCUUGGCCGGGGCCGGGCUGGCUCUGCACUCGGACCCUGCCCCGAGUCGCUGAGCAAAGAAACGGGAACGGAAGAGGCUGGUCGCUGGCGAGGGGGGAGGGGCGCCAACACAAUCCCCGCCGGAGGCCACUCGCGCCCCUUCCUGCAGCCACUCGAGGGCCCAGGUGCCAGUGGAGCUGCCCGAGCCCGUCCCCACCCCGCGUGUCUUCCGUCCGUGUCGCGGCGCGCCCCGCCGUCCCCCCACCCCACCUCGAGGUCUGUCGGACCCGUGUCUGUCCGUGUCUCCUGGGCCACUCCGGAGGGGUCCCUCCUAGCACAAGCCCCGACCGAGCCCUGAACUGUCGUUCGAAGCCGAAUGUCUGCAUGAUGUCGCGUGUCGGCCCUGGGGAGGGUCCGUCUGUAUGUGCAGGACACGAUGCUGCCCCUAAGUUUUCCUCGGGAACAUCCUCCCUACCUCAUCUGAUGGUACCCACUGGAGGCAUCUCACCACCAUUGGCCACAAGUAAUAAACGACCUGCUUACUCAU